GGGUGCGCUGUGCCCGAGUUAAGAGUCCUCAGCCUUCCCUGCACAGAGUCCUGGGCAGCCUGGUCUAGAGGAAGACAUCUCUGCUCACUGCAGGGGGCUGGACUGAACGACCUUUAGAGGCCCCUUCCAGCCCGACUGCUCCGUGAUUCCGGGAGGCCAGAGGAGCCAGACUCCUGAGACUCCACCGCUGCUCUGACAGUAACACGCACGGCCCUGGGUUAUCGUGCUGGCAUCUUCCCCAGGCAAACAGCUAAAGGUCGCCGUUGUUUUCAGCCUGCCACUCGUUUUUCAGUUCUGUGCCGGGGACAAUGUCACUGAUGACUACGACUCCAACAGCACCAUUGACUACAGCAUGUUUGAGUCCCUGUGUGAGAAGGAGGAGGUCCGUAUCUUCCGUGCCACCUUCCUCCCGACCAUGUACAGCCUCAUCUGCUUCAUGGGGCUGCUGGGGAACGGGCUGGUGAUGCUCACCUACAUCUACUUCAAGAGGCUGAAGACCAUGACAGACAUCUACUUGCUGAACCUGGCUGUGGCAGACAUCCUCUUCCUGCUGACCCUUCCCUUCUGGGCCACCAGCGCAGCCACAAACUGGCUUUUUGGGAGCUUUGCCUGCAAAGCCGUCUACUGCAUCUGCAAAAUGAGUUUCUUCAGCGGGAUGCUGCUCCUCCUGUCCAUCAGCAUCGACAGGUACUUCGCCAUCGUCCAGGCUGCCUCGGCCCAUCGCCUGCGUCCCCGGAUGAUAUUCAUCAGCAAGGUGACCUGCAUUCUCAUCUGGCUCCUGGCCUUCAUCCUCUCGAUCCCUGAGCUGGUCCACAGUGGCCUCAACAACUCGGGGAGCAGUCCCCGUUGUUCCAUCAUCGCUAAUGACUUGCAGACCUUCAACACUGGCAUCAAAGUGUCCCAAAUGGUGUUUGGCUUCUUAAUUCCCCUCCUGGUCAUGUCCUUCUGCUACCUCAUCAUCAUCAGAACAUUACUCCAGGCCCGCAACUUCGAGAAGAACAAAGCCAUCAAGGUCAUCAUCGCCGUGGUCAUCGUCUUCAUCGUCUUCCAGCUGCCCUACAACGGCGUCAUGCUGGCCAAGACCAUCUCAGCCUUCAACCAGACCAGCUCGUGCGAGGAGAGCAAGAAGCUGGACGUGGCGGAUGAUGUGACCUACACCCUGGCCUGCUUCCGAUGCUGCCUCAACCCCUUCCUCUACGCCUUCAUCGGCGUCAAAUUCCGCACCGACCUCUUCAAGCUGCUGAAGGAGCUGGGCUGCCUGAGCCAGGAGCGCCUCUGGCAGCUCACCUCCUGCCGCGACAACAAGAGGUCCUCCUUCGCCAUGGAGACAGAGACAACCACCACCUUCUCCCCGUGAGACGAGCUCCAGGCGCGCUUUGGUCGAGCUGAAAUGGUUUUGGAUGUUUUCUCUAGUCUGAACUCCUGGCAGAGCAAGACCUGCCACACUGCAGAGAAGUCGAGGGGAAAAUCCAGAAGCCUCCCCCUAUUUUGAGCAGUGAGGACUGCUGGCCAAUAUCUCACGGGUGGAGAGACUUUACAACAGAGUUGUCACUAAUAGCAAAGCAAGGGAGAGGUGGUGAGUCCACAAUUUCUCCUGUCAUUUCACCUUCAGCUUAGUCGUUCCCUGUCAAAAUGAGAAAUGCUCAGAAUAGAACAUUUACCCUAAAAGCGACAAGUACCGAGAGGAAACAGAGCAGCAGGGCUGUCAUUUGGGGCUGAGCUGCCGGGAGCAUCACCCUGCUUUGAUGUUGCUUUUAACAAGACUGCAGCUCAGCAAUCCCACAGAAAUGCCCUUGCACUGAGUCAGUCCAAGGCCACUCCGCAGCUGCAGCCCUGGGCUCGAUCCAACACAGAGCCCCAGCUGUGGAGCAUCCGAGCACACGCCUGCUCUGCCUUCCCCCAUGAAAACUGAGAGAUGACCACAGCUAAUGAGAAAUCCAUACAAACUCCAGCCGUCAUUUCAAUUACUUUGUGUAAUAUUGUAGCCACUCGUAGCUCUGCCAGGUAAAGUACAAAUUCCACUUUACUCCUGCCUGUAUCCCGUUUCUGGGCUAUCACCUGCUGACCUUGAGAUAAAUACGAAUGUGGGUUUUCUCCUCCCUUCCCAGUCCUUCUAGCAGGACUUCAGCUGCCUUUGAAGUCAGAUCUGUAUUUCACUCAUAAGCUACUGGGGCGUGUUUAGCGUCGGUGCUGUCGGCACCAGGAAAGGCUCCGCUCUCUGAGGUUUGAUCUGAACACAGCCCCACCGCUGCCAGGGCCACGGCAGCUGAACAGCAGAUUACUGUCGUGGCAAGUCACACCUUGGAGGAGCUCAGACCGUAAUUCCAGCUGGCGCUUUUACGGGAAGAGCGAAGAUUCCUGAUGACAGGUGAACGCUCUGGGAACCGCUGUGGUGGGACACUGAAUGUCAGCUGGGAGGAGCUGCUGCACGCCCGGUGCAGCUGGCCCUGGCCCUGGCCCGUGUGCUCGGAUCCCACAGCACCCAGCUCUCCCAGAGCCAUAGCAGCGGAGAGAGGUCUCAGCCUGGAGCUGCUCCCGGGGCUGACAGGGGAGACAUGUCCAUGUUCCCCUGAACACACAGAGCCAUGAGCAGCAAAACACUCACUAAACAGACAUUUAUCCUUUCUUUCAACACACGGAUCCUUCAGCAGUGACACAGAGAACUCUCUGGUUCAUGGGUUGGAGAGCAGUGCUUUAGAGAAUUGAGGAUUAGAACCAUCCUUCCAAGGAAGGAUUCACCGGCUGGUCACUGCCAGUUAUUUACCUGGCUGCCACCAAAUCUAAAUAAAUUCUCCAUAAACCAUUCACCUCUGGUGUAUGGGAUUUUUGUCAAGGGCUGGGAUUUGGGAACAGAGGACAUUCUGCUCCUGUGUUCAGGUGUUGAACUCAUUUUCAUUUACAAUGCCCAGGUAACUGUACAGAAGUGUCACAUGAAACAGAGGGUCACAACUGACACUGAACAGUUAUUUGCCCUCGCUUUCCUUCUCAUCCUUAUCUGGGCAAGACACAGCUAUCAUGAUCUUGGCCAGAGCCAGGGACACCCCCAGCACGGGAUCUUUGCAGUUUCUCUCAUCAGUAACAAUACAUUGUUAAUGUAUAUUCAAUAUGUAAAGCUGCUUUACACGAAGUUCAAUGUGUUCAUGAAUGUACCCCGAGAACACUCUGCUUCCAUGGAACCUUUUGAUGCAGAAUCCAUUCACCUUAUUCCAGCCAGGAAACUGCUCCACCAGCACAUGGAGCUUUUAUCUAUUUGUGUCCUGUAAAUAAAAGCCAUUCCCCUCCUGGGAAUGAA
Molecule: messenger RNA, 3292 nt
Organism: Hirundo rustica (Barn swallow)
Lineage: Eukaryota; Metazoa; Chordata; Aves; Passeriformes; Hirundinidae
Gene: CCR7
Product: C-C motif chemokine receptor 7
Exons: 3
Coding region: 353-1357 (334 amino acids)
Biological process (GO): immune response; G protein-coupled receptor signaling pathway; chemotaxis
Cellular component (GO): membrane
Molecular function (GO): chemokine (C-C motif) ligand 19 binding; C-C motif chemokine 19 receptor activity; chemokine (C-C motif) ligand 21 binding
Source: RefSeq, a predicted model, not a curated record